CGCCUUCACCGUUCCCUUCAUAUCUGCUUCAGGAAUGGAUGAUGAUGCACCAGAUGAGGCCUUGGCUGAGUUCAAGACGAAGCACCUCGGAGGAUGGGGUGUGGCUCAGAUAGCUGCUGGCACUGGGCUUACUGUAUAUGCCAUGUGGGUGGGAAUCAUCCAGCCAGGCUUCCGAAAAGUCCCCUUGAGGCUACAGGUGCCGUACAUUCCUGCCAGCAAAGCUCAAGUAAAUCAUGUAAUGACAUUGUUUAGAGGUCGAAAGGGGGGCUUUGUGGAUUUGGGAUCUGGUGAUGGCCGCAUUGUCUUGGAAGCACAUCGGCAGGGUCUCACUCCUGCUGUUGGUUAUGAGCUCAACCCUUGGCUUGUUCGCAUGGCCCGCUUUCAUGCCUGGAGAGCAGGCCAUCAUGAGGAAGUGUCGUACCGACGGGAAGAUCUCUGGAAGGUCGACUUGACAGGAUGCAAGAAUAUCACAGUGUUUUUGGCUCCGAGUGUGCUUUCUUUACUGCAGCAGAAGUUGGAGACUGAGCUUCCCGAGGAUGCCUUGGUUGUAGCUGGUCGUUUCCCCUUCCCUAACUGGACACCCUGCAGAGUUGAGGGACAAGGUGUGGACAGAGCCUGGGCAUAUAGCAUGCAAGCACAAAGACAGCACACCUUCAAGAAAAAUGACGUGCCCACAGAUAGCAACCUCAACAAUGAACUAACCAAGACGAAAGGACCCACUUGAAGCAACAUGGAUGUUCCUGGUAUUUUACCCUCUAUAACUGUAACAAUAAGGCAUACUGUAAGUCAUUAACUUACUCCUUAUAAGAUGUAAAUACCCCUUCCUGGAAAUUGUUGGACAUUUACCCUAACUUGACUGUCAGUUGGACUUUUUUGAUCUGUUAUCAUGAGUUUGAACCUGAAUCUCCCGAGCAAGGGUUCGCUUCAAGAACACUGUCGAUCUUUUUAAGAAUGACCUGCCUGGGGUGAGCCAGUUUAAAAAUGUUGUAUCACCUGUGUUUGUUCUGCUGUGUUCAGUGAAUGCCACACAAUUAAAGAUUAUUUUAUUUCUUAAGUGUUAA
Messenger RNA from Pseudoliparis swirei, 1061 nucleotides. RefSeq names its product adenine nucleotide translocase lysine methyltransferase (gene antkmt). The coding region runs from base 35 to 724 and encodes 229 amino acids. Gene Ontology annotation, cellular component: mitochondrion. Lineage: Eukaryota; Metazoa; Chordata; Actinopteri; Perciformes; Liparidae. The transcript is spliced from 6 exons. Gene Ontology annotation, biological process: regulation of mitochondrial ATP synthesis coupled proton transport; peptidyl-lysine trimethylation; positive regulation of proton-transporting ATP synthase activity, rotational mechanism. Gene Ontology annotation, molecular function: protein-lysine N-methyltransferase activity. The record is from RefSeq and is a predicted model, not a curated record.